This is a messenger RNA of Protopterus annectens (West African lungfish), 629 nucleotides long. RefSeq names its product programmed cell death 5 (gene PDCD5). Gene Ontology annotation, molecular function: DNA binding. The transcript has 5 exons. Bases 1 to 339 code for a protein of 112 amino acids. Gene Ontology annotation, cellular component: cytosol; nucleus. NCBI's taxonomy places the organism in Eukaryota, Metazoa, Chordata, Ceratodontiformes, Protopteridae. The record is from RefSeq and is a predicted model, not a curated record.
AUGAGUGUGGAUAUGAAUAUAAAUGUGAGUGUAAAACACCAUGCACGGGGUAGACUUAUACAAAGGGAGGCUGAAAUGAGAAAUAGUAUUCUUGCACAGGUUUUGGAACAAUCGGCUCGUGCUAGAUUGAGCAAUUUGGCCCUUGUGAAACCAGACAAAGCCAAAGCAGUGGAAAACUAUCUUAUACAGAUGGCGAGAUUUGGACAGCUUGGUGGAAAAAUUUCAGAGCAGGGAUUAAUAGAGAUUCUUGAGAAAGUGAGUCAGAAGACAGAAAAGAAGACAACAGUAAAGUUUAACAGAAGAAAAGUAAUGGACUCUGAUGAAGAAGAUGAUUACUAAACCCAGAAGUUAAAUUGUUACAUUUGGAAACUGCUUCAAGAAGGACUUUUUGAAAAGAAAUGUCAUCCCUGGUGCAAAAUGCAGAAUAAAAUGUCAAGAGACUGUGUUUUGUUCAAGAUUUCCUCUUGGGAUGAAAGGUUUAGAGUGCUGCCAAACAUUCUUUAGAAUUAUGCUCUUGGAUAAGUCUGGCGCACAGAUUUUGGUCAAAUGUGCACUUCCUUGAAAUUUUUUUAUUUUUAUGCUGCUGAAACUUUGUACAGACUUCCAAAUAAAUAUUCAAGUUACAGAUC